Molecule: messenger RNA, 549 nt
Organism: Rotaria sp. Silwood1
Lineage: Eukaryota; Metazoa; Rotifera; Eurotatoria; Philodinida; Philodinidae
Source: the annotation of a GenBank genome assembly
AUGGCUUCAUCGUUCGAUUACGAUUUAUAUAUAAAACGAUGUAUAUUUGCUUGGGUAUCUGUUGGUCUUGUAUGGAAAAAUAUAACUCUUUUUCUUAUAUUAAUGAUAUUUCGUUUAAAAAGUAAACAACUAAAUCGUAUAGAAGAGGAACAAAUAUUUGAACGACAAACUGGAAAAACAAAUCGGACACUAUCAACUAUUACUCAAUCAGCAAAUCAUGUUAUUAAACAUAGAGAUUCGACUAUUAGAAAACGAAUUUUAAAAGUAUUAGAAUAUGAAACUCAUUAUAUGGUUUACUUUCUUAUAUUAUUUUUCGUUUUCACUGAAGCACUUCAAGGUACAACAACACGACAAAUUGUCUAUGGAAGUAUUUUUGUCAUUGCACGUUAUGUACAUAAUGGAGGUUUACUUUUUCAUUACCGUUAUGCACGAAUGAUUGGUAUUCUAUUCUCAAUUCUUGUAAUCGCUGCAAUAACACUUGAUCUAGCGAUUAUUCUAACAAAUGAUGUUAUACAAAAAAGUACAUUAAAUUCUAUUACAACAUUUUGA